AUGGGCUGCGACAGUAUUGAUAAUGGGAAUCACAACGUGCCUGGUAUCCUAGUCCGACCUGUGCUCAAAUUCGGAGUAAAAAAUGCGCAAGGUUUGGUCUCUUUGUACGGGUUCUACAUGACAAACAUGAAAAAUCGGGACCAAGAUCAACGACCAACCUUCGUCAAGUAUUAUCCGGAGCUACCUCAACUACCAAAUCACGUGUGGAUCCCAAAGUCCCAUGUUUCUGGUAGUGACGCUCGACUUCUUCCUCUCCUCAUUGACAUACACGGAGGAGGUUUCAUGAUAGGUCACCCAUUUCUUGACGACAGAGACAAUGCGAUCUUUUGCCACAAAUAUGGAAUAUGCGUAGUAAGCAUCAACUAUCGAAAAGUGCCUAAUCGAUUUCCCGUGCCUGUCAAAGAUGUGGCUACCUUAAUUCAAUGCGUACUUGAUGAUCCUGACCUCCCGGUUGAUAAAGCCAGAGUUGCGAUUAUAGGCUACUCAGCGGGCGGCAACCUUGCGCUCACAGGACCUCAAAUGAACAAUUUGCACAAGAAGAUAAAGGGCGUCGUUGCGUACUAUCCAGUCACUGACUUUGUUCGAACAGUACAUCAAAGGAAAUCGGACUCCACACCACCGCCAAAUCGGAGAGAUAUUCUGGCCCGCGGUAUGAAAAACUUCAACUGGAUCUAUCUUGGCCGCCAUCACAAACAUGAUCUCAAGAAUCCUCUUGCAUCACCCCUCUGGGCUGAGAGGAGUAAAUUGCCUGAGAAAAUUUACAUUCUCGGUUGCGAAUAUGAUGUCCUCUUUGGCGAAGCUCGAGAUGCGGCGAUAAGAUAUGCGGAUCUUGAGCUAGCUGAGUCUGAAAAGAAAAGGGAGCCACUUGGGGAUGGUCGAACAGGCUGGAAGAGUGGUAAUGUUACUUGGGAAGAAUUGAAAGACCUGGAACAUGGCUUUAAUCAACGCUGGCCACUGGAAAUUGGAAAGCGAAGAAAGGAGUGGAAGAAGAGGACGCUUGAAAUUCAUGCCAACGUUGCUGAUUGGUUGUUUCGAGAGGUAUAUAUGACCAGGCAAGAAAAUUGA
Verruconis gallopava is the source of this 1065-nucleotide messenger RNA. RefSeq lists its product as uncharacterized. The transcript has a single exon. Lineage: Eukaryota; Fungi; Ascomycota; Dothideomycetes; Venturiales; Sympoventuriaceae. The coding region runs from base 1 to 1065 and encodes 354 amino acids. Gene Ontology annotation, molecular function: hydrolase activity. The record is from RefSeq and is a predicted model, not a curated record.